GCCUGUCUGCGGCUGCGCGCGCGCGCGCUCCCCUGCUUCUGGGAUCUGGGUGGACUUCCAGGGGACCAGAGUUGGGAGCCUGUGGUGUGUUCGCUGGGCGGUGCGGGGGCCGCGAUCGGAGGGCCCGGCGACAUCUGAAGGUCCAGGCCGCCUUUGCCCAGAGGGUGGCGGCCAGGAGUGAUGGUGCCCCUCGGGGAGAGGAGCGAUGACCCUGUGCUGCCGGACCCGCCCCAGGGGCCCCUGCACGUGGCCCGCGCCCGCGCUUCAUUCCCCUGGAAGGAGCUGGCGUUGUUCUGGGAGGGCAAGGACACGCUGCGCUUCAAGAAAACCAUCUUCUCAGCUCUGGAGAACGACCCCCUCUUCGCCCAUCCCCGCGGCAGCCUGCUCUCCGUGGAGAAGUACCAGGAGCUGAACUUCCUGCGCUGUAAGAGGGUCUUCGAGUACGACUUCCUCCCCGUGGGGGACAUGCUAGGCAGCCUGCCGAAGGUCCUGGCGCUGAUCGAAUGCCUGGGCAUGUACGACUGGUCCCUGGCCACCAAGUUCAUCCUGCACUUGCUGACUUUUGGAUCCGCGAUUUACAGCUCCGGUUCUGAACGACACUUCAGAUACCUUCCAAAGAUCUUCAGUAUGGAGAUUUUUGGAUGUUUUGCUCUGACGGAAGUGAGUCAUGGGAGUAACACCAAGGGCAUGCGGACGACCGCUCACUACGACCCCACCACCCAGGAAUUCAUCAUCCAUUCCCCCGAUUUCGAAGCCGCCAAGUUCUGGGUUGGCAACAUGGGCAAGACCGCCACCCACGCAGUGGUGUUUGCUCAGCUGUACACGCCGGGGGGCCGGUGCCAUGGGCUGCACCCCUUUCUCGUGCAGAUUCGGGACCCAAAGACCCUUCUUCCCAUGCCAGGAGUGAUGGUCGGCGACAUCGGGAAGAAGCUGGGGCAGAACGGCCUGGACAACGGGUUUGCCAUGUUCCACAAGGUCAGGAUUCCACGCCAGGACCUGCUGAACCGCUCGGGAGACGUCACCCCUGAGGGCGCCUACGUCACCCACGUCAAGGACGUGGGGCAGCGCUUCAGAGAGUCCCUGGGCAGCCUGUCGGCCAACCGGGUCGCCAUCGUGGGCAUGUCCGUCGCGAACCUGAAGCUGGCCGUGUCCAUCGCUCUGCGCUUCUCGGCCACCAGGCGUCAGUUCGGGCCGACGGGCAAGGAGGAAGUCCCAGUGCUGGAGUACCCGAUGCAGCAAUGGCGCUUACUGCCAUACCUGGCCGCCACCUACGCCUUGGACCACUUUUCCAAAUCGCUCUUCCUAGAUCUGGGGGAGCUUCAGCAAGGACUCCUGGGGAAAGACCGGAGCGUCAGGCAGGCAGAGCUGGGACGCGAGAUCCAUGCCUUGUCAUCGGCCGGCAAGCCCCUGGCCUCGUGGACGGCCCAGCGGGGGAUCCAGGAGUGCCGCGAGGCGUGUGGAGGACACGGCUACCUGGCCAUGAACCGUCUGGGCGACCUCAGAGACGACAACGACCCCAACUGCACAUACGAAGGCGACAACAACGUCCUGCUGCAGCAGACCAGCAACUACCUGCUUGGCCUGCUGGCUCGCCGGGACCAAGGCGGUGCCCGCAUCGAGAGCCCCCUGAAGACCGUGGACUUCCUGGACGCCUAUCCAGACAUCCUUGGCAGGAGGUUUGAGGGCUCCAGCCCCGACGACUUGUUGGACUCCUCAGCCCCGCUGGCGGCAUACGAGUGGCUGGUCUGCUACCUGCUCAGGGAGAGCUACCAGAGGCUCAGUCAAGAGAAACGCUCAGGAAAAAGCGACUUCGAAGCCAGAAACAACUGUCAGGUGUACCACUGCCGGCCCUUGGCCCUGGCUUUCCUGGAGCUCACGGUUGUGCGCAGGUUCCACGAGCACGCGCACCAGCCCCGCGUGCCGCCCCCGCUGCGGGCCGUGCUCCGGCGGCUCAGCGCCCUCUACGCAGUGUGGUCCCUGGGCCAGCACACCGCGCUGCUCUACCGAGGUGGAUACUGCUCCGGUGAGCGUGCGGGCAAAGCGAUAGAGAGCGCAGUCCUGGCCCUGUGUGCACAGCUGAAAGAUGAUGCUGUUGCCCUGGUGGACGUCAUCGCCCCUCUGGACUUCAUCCUGGACUCACCGAUUGGCAGAGCCGACGGCGAGGAAGUGGAGCUCCCAGGCUGCCUGGCCCUGUGCGGGGUUUGUCCCACGCUUCUGCACACUGUCCACCCUCAGGCCCGAGCGCCCUGCGGACAGCGGGGACUGAUGGAGAAGGCUGAUGGCCACCUCCACCCAUGAUUCCUUCGUCCCAGGUCAGGACGACGGCCGGUGGGUGGACCCUGUCUCUGUCUCCCACUCCCCCCAGCUUCCGAUCUCCAGGAGGUUCAGGACCUCUGUCAUCAGCAGCCCCCUGCACUCCCCACCCUGCUGAGGUGCCCACGGAACGCGCUGGUACUGAACAAAGGUGGCUCUUAUUUUCCACAAGAGCCCAGAAAAUCUCUGAGCACGUGAAGGGCCUGAGAAAGAAUUAUUUUUUUAGGACCUUCCCCGGUGGUCCAGUGGUUAAGACUUCACCUUCCAAUGCUGGGCAAGGGGUGCAAGUUCAACCCCUGGUCAGGGAGAUAAGAUCCCACAUGCCUCGUAGCCAAAAAAACCAAAACAUAAAACGGAAGUCACAUUGUAUUGAGGUUGGUGCAAGAGUACCUGUGGUUUUGCAUUGUUGACCUCAGCUGUUUGAUACUGGAAUACAUUCUUAAAUAAAUGUGGUUAGAUUAUGCUGUUGUUCAGACUCUAAAUCAUGUCUGACUCAUUGGAGCUGAUCCUCUUACAACUACACCGGACGUUGUCAGAUAACUCAGUGUCAAUGAGUUAAUGUCAAUGUCAACUCAAUGCUAUUCUAUGGUCAUUCGGCACUUGAAGCAAAUCGGAAAGGUGAAAAAGCUCAGUAAGUGGGUGCCUGGUGAUCUGACCCAAAUCAAGAAAACAGUUUUUGAGGUGUUGUCUUCUCUUAUUCUAUGCAACAACCAUGAACCCUUCGUUUCUCUACUGGAUUGUGAUAUGUGAUGAAAAGUGGAUUUUAUACAACCAGCGACAACCAGCUUCAGUGGCUGAACUGAGAAGAAACUCCAAAGCACUUCCCUAAAACAAGCUCGCACCAAACAAAGGUCAUGGUCACUGUUUGGUGGUCUGCUGCCAGUCUGAUCCACUACAGCUUUCUGAAUCCUGGUGAAAACGUUACAUCUGAGAAGUAUGCUCAGCAAAUUGAAGAGAUGCACCAAAAACUGCAGUGCCUGCAGCCAGUGUUGGUCAACAGAAAGGGCCCGAUUCUUCCCCACAACAACGCCUGACCGCACAUCGCACAACCAGGGCUUCAAAAGCUGAACAAAUUGGGCUACGAAGUCUUGCCUCAUCUGCCGUAUUCACCUGACCUCUCACCAGCCCACUACCACUUCUUCAAGCACCUUGACAACUUUUUGCAGGGAAAACUCUUCCACAACCAGCCGGAGGCAGAAAAUGCUUUCCAAGAGUUCGUCAAAUCCUGAAGCACAGACUUUUAUGCUACAGGAAUAAAAAAAAGUUACUUCUCAUUGGCAAAAAUAUGUUGAUUAUAAUGGUUCGUAUUAAUGAUUAAGAUGUGUUUGAACCUAGUUGUGAUGAUUUAAAAUUCAUGGUUCAAAACUGCAGCUUUUUCACCAACCUACAUAACAAAUGUAAUAAAGACUUUAAAAAU
Molecule: messenger RNA, 3730 nt
Organism: Dama dama (fallow deer)
Lineage: Eukaryota; Metazoa; Chordata; Mammalia; Artiodactyla; Cervidae
Gene: ACOX3
Product: acyl-CoA oxidase 3, pristanoyl
Exons: 18
Coding region: 181-2298 (705 amino acids)
Biological process (GO): lipid homeostasis; fatty acid beta-oxidation using acyl-CoA oxidase
Cellular component (GO): peroxisome
Molecular function (GO): pristanoyl-CoA oxidase activity; FAD binding; fatty acid binding
Source: RefSeq, a predicted model, not a curated record